Tachyglossus aculeatus (Australian echidna) is the source of this 2364-nucleotide messenger RNA. It is a transcript of the gene MYORG, whose product is annotated as myogenesis regulating glycosidase (putative). The record is from RefSeq and is a predicted model, not a curated record. Gene Ontology annotation, biological process: carbohydrate metabolic process; skeletal muscle fiber development. Gene Ontology annotation, molecular function: hydrolase activity, hydrolyzing O-glycosyl compounds. The coding region runs from base 175 to 2307 and encodes 710 amino acids. Lineage: Eukaryota; Metazoa; Chordata; Mammalia; Monotremata; Tachyglossidae. The transcript has 3 exons.
UUCGAGUCCGGCCGGCACCGGGCACCGGGCACCGGACGCCACCGGCCCAAAUCGCACCCGGCUCCCCUCUUUGGCCCCGUGGGACAGUCCACCCAGCGCACGCCCCAUGCCUAUCCGACUGCCUGCUCUGGACACCACCGACCGGAAGGCGCCCCGGGCCCCGCCGCGAGGGUUAUGCUCCGGGGCUCCGCCGAGAGCCAGCCGUCUCCCCGUCUGAGGAGGCGCGGGGCGCCCGGCCCCGCCGCCAUGUACACCUUCCUGCCGGAGAGCUUCUCGCCGGCCAAGGCCAAGACCCCUAAAGAGCUGAAGCCCCUGGUGGCGUCGGCACUGCUGGGCCUGCUCCUGCUGCUGGCUGCCGCGGUGGCCUGGGGCUACUACACGGCCUCGCUGCGCAAGGCCGAGCGGCUCAAGGCGGAGCUGCUGGACCUGCGGCCCAACGGCUUCUCCAUCCGCAACCAGCGGGGCGAGGCGGUGUUCCGGCUGGCCUUCGGGUCCGGCAGCCUGGACCUGGAGUCCUGCGCCCGGGAGGGUGACGUGCUGAGCUGCGGCCGCUCGAGCCAGGGCCGGCUCAACUUCUUCAUCCAGACGGUGCGGCCCAAGGACACGGUCAUGUGCUACCGGGUGCGCUGGGAGGAGUUCUCGGAGGCGGCUGCCGUGGUGCACAUCAUGUACCAAGGGGACGCGCGCUGGUACGGCGGGGCGGAGAUGAGCACCCAGCACUGGCCCAUCCGGCUGUCGGGCCAGCAGGACCCGCGGCCCUUUCUGACCAGCGACGUCUACUCCUCCCGGGGCAGCUUCGGGGGCAUCCUGGAGCGCUACUGGCUGUCGUCCAAGGCGGCCGCCAUCAAGAUCAACGACUCGGUGCCCUUCCACCUGGGCUGGAACGCCUCAGACGGCUCCCUGGUCUUCCAGGCCCGCUACGGGGACUCCCCGUACGGGCCGCCGCCGGGCCGGGCCCCCUUCCCCGAGCUGAGCUACCGGGUGUGCGUGGGCUCGGACGUCACCUCCAUCCACAAGUACAUGGUGCGGCGCUACUUCGACAAGCCGUCCAAGGUCCCCGCCGAGGCGGCCUUCCGCUACCCGAUCUGGUCCACCUGGGCCCUGUUCAGGAGCGACAUCGACCAGGACAAGAUCCUGCGCUUCGCCGAGAAGAUCCACCAGCACGGCUUCAACUGCAGCCACAUCGAGAUCGAUGACAUGUACACCCCCCGCUACGGCGACUUCUCCUUCGACCCUGCCAAGUUCCCCAACGCCAGCGAGAUGUUCCGCCAGCUGGGCCGGGGCGGCUUCCGGGUCACCCUGUGGGUCCACCCCUUCGUCAACUACGACUCCCCCAACUUCGGUGAGGGCAUCGAGCGCCGGCUGUUUGUCCGGGAGCCCACCGGCCGCCUGCCGGCCAUGGUGCGGUGGUGGAACGGCAUCGGCGCCAUCUUGGACUUCACCAACCCGGCCGCCCGGGACUGGUUCCAGGGCCACCUGCGCCGGCUGCGGGACCAGUACGGCGUGGCGUCCUUCAAGUUCGACGGGGGGGAGGUCAGCUACCUGCCGCAGGCCUUCAGCACCUUCCGCCCGCUGGCGGACCCCAACCUCUGGAGCCGGCGCUACACGGAGAUGGCCGUCCCCUUCUACGAGCUGGCGGAGGUGCGGGUGGGCUACCACUCGCAGAACAUCUCCUGCUUCUUCCGCCUCAUCGACCGUGACUCGGUCUGGGGCCACGAGCUCGGCCUCAAGUCCCUGAUCCCGGCCGUGCUGACGGUCAGCAUGCUGGGCUACCCCUUCAUCCUGCCCGACAUGAUCGGCGGCAACUCCGUGCCCGGCUCGGCGGACGGCCCCACCCCCGCCGGGCCCGCCUCCGCCUCCGGCCUCCCCGACCGGGAGCUGUACGUCCGCUGGCUGGAGGUGGCCGCCUUCAUGCCGGCCAUGCAGUUCUCCAUCCCGCCCUGGCUGUACGACCGCGAGGUGGUGGAGAUCGCCCGCAAGUUCACCGCCCUGCGGGCCUCGCUGGUGGCCCCGCUGCUGCUGGAGCUGGCCGGGGAGGUGACGGACACCGGGGAUCCCAUCGUCCGGCCCAUCUGGUGGAUCUCGCCCAGCGACGAGACGGCCCACAGGGUCGACUCGCAGUUCCUCAUCGGCGACACGCUCAUGGUGGCCCCCGUGCUGGAGCCCGGUAAGCAGGAGCGGGACGUCUACCUGCCCGCCGGAAAGUGGCGCAGCUACAAGGGGGAGCUGAUCGACAAGGCGCCCAUCCUGCUGACCGACUACCCCGUGGACCUGGACGAGGUGGCCUACUUCACCUGGGUGUCCUAGUCCGCCUCGCUCCGCCGGCUGAGGGGGCCCGGAACGGGCCCGACCCUCUGGGGCCGG